CCGACCGACCGGCCCCUGAGCAGCCCCGUCUUUGAGCAGCGCUCUCUCUGUCUCUCUCCGUGGACGUUAUUCGCUACCGGGUUUUCUGUGUAUAGAUGUAGCUCGUAACCGGAGCUCACAGUGGGAGACUGUUGUCGCCUUUUCGCCAUGGAGGACUGCUGUUCCCCGGACAGCGAGAGGAUGGAAGCGUGGCUGGACGACCACUUGGAGUUCACCCACUCCUACUUUAUCAGGAAGGCGUCAAGGGAGAUGGUGAAUUCCUGGUUUGCUGAGCGAGUCCACUCCAUCCAGCCAUCUGCCUCCAAAGAAAAUCCUUCACAGCACCGGGCCCACCAGUCCUCCACAGACCCCGGUCUCCCUUCUUCCACCACAAUCCUCCCACCCACCCUCAGCCUCCUGGACAACCGCUGCCCGUCCCCAGCCACUGUCCCCAGCCCGGCCCCCGGCACCCCGACACGCAAAAUCUCAGCGUCAGAGUUCGACCGCCCACUCAGACCCAUCGUGGUUAAAGACUCUGAGGGCUCUCUGACAUUUCUGAGCGACGCAGACCCCGGGACUGUCUCUCUUCGGGGCUCUCUGAUGGGUGAGGGUGGUGUCGGUAAUGGAGGUGGAUACAGCGGGGCAGGAAGUGGCAGUGGGGGUGACCGUUGCGCCAGGCUGCUGGAGCUGGUUAAGGACGUGUCAAGUCAUCUGGAUGUGACAGCACUCUGCCACAAGAUCUUCCUCCACAUUAACGAGCUGAUUGCCGCAGACCGCUACUCACUGUUCCUGGUGGGCGAGGACAGCUCCAACAGGAAGUUCUUGGUCAGCCGCCUGUUCGACGUAGCCGAGGGAUCCACACUGGAGGAGUCCUCCAGUAGCUGCAUCCGGCUGGAGUGGAACAAGGGCAUCGUGGGUCAUGUAGCCGCCACAGGACAGCCGCUAAAUAUCAAGAACGCUUACGAGGAUCCCAGAUUCAAUGCUGAGGUGGACUUGAUCACAGGUUACAAAACCCAGAGUAUCCUUUGCCUUCCCAUCAAGAACCACAGAGACGAGGUAGUCGGAGUGGCUCAGGCUAUCAAUAAAAAAUGUGGGGAGGACGGUGCCUUCACUGACCAGGAUGAAAAGGACUUCUCAGCCUACUUGGCCUUUUCUGGCAUUGUCCUGCACAACGCUCAGCUCUAUGAGACAUCGCAGCUGGAAAACAGACGCAAUCAGGUGCUGUUGGACCUGGCCAGUCUGAUCUUUGAGGAGCAGCAGUGUCUGGAAGUUUUACUGAGGAAGAUCGCAGGAACCAUCCUGUCCUUCAUGCAGGCCCAGGCCUGUACCGUCUUCAUCGCUGACGAAGACUCCAUGAAUUCCUUCUGCAGUGUCUUCCACAUGGAAUACGAGGAGCUUGGUGAAGUCCUAGAUUCCCCCAAAAGGGACUAUGAUGUCAGCCAGAUUAACUACAUGUACGCCCAGUAUGUUAAAAACACCAUGCAGCCUCUCAACAUCGCAGACGUCACCAAGGAUCAGCGCUUCCCCUGGACAAGUGAAAACCCAGAUCACACCCGCAGCCAGAUAAAGAGUUUGCUUUGCACUCCCAUCAAGAAUGGCAAGAAGGACAAAGUCAUAGGUGUAUGUCAGCUGGUGAACAAGAUGGAUGAAGCGUCAGGAAGCGUGAAGGCCUUCAACAGGAACGAUGAGCAGUUCCUGGUGGCAUUUGCUAUCUUCUGCGGUCUGGGCAUCCAGAACACACAGAUGUACGAAACAGUGGAGAGAGCCAUGGCCAAGCAAGAGGUCACACUGGAGGUCUUGUCGUAUCACGCCUCUGCUGCAGAGGAGGAAUCGCGGGAACUCCAGGUAACCGCGGUAGCUACGGUGCCGUCAGCCCAGUCGUUGCGUCUUCUGGACUUCAGCUUCAGUGACUUUGACUUGUCAGACACUGAAACCACGCUGGCUACUAUCCGCAUGUUUGUGGACCUCAACCUGGUCCAGAACUUCCAGAUGAAGUACACGAGUUUAUGCCAGUGGAUCCUGAGCGUGAAGAAGAACUACAGGAAGAAUGUGGCUUAUCACAACUGGAGGCAUGCUUUCAACACCGCCCAGAGCAUGUUCGCCCUCCUCAAGUCAGGACGCUUACAGAAUAACCUGAGUGAUGUGGAGGUCUUGGCUCUGAUGAUUGCAACUCUCAGCCAUGACCUGGACCACAGAGGAGUCAACAACUCCUACAUACAGAGGAGCGACCAUCCACUGGCCCAGCUCUACUGCCACUCCACCAUGGAGCAUCACCACUUCGACCACUGCCUCAUGAUCCUCAACAGCCCUGGAAACCAGAUCCUGAGCGGCCUCUCCCUGGACGAGUACAAGGCCACUCUGAAGAUGAUCGAGAGGGCUAUUCUGGCCACUGACCUGGCCCUGUAUAUGAAGAGGCGUGGGGAGUUCUUUGAGCUCACCAAGAACAGUCAAUUUGUCUGGGAGAACGAACAUCACAGAGACUUACUGAGGUCAAUGCUGAUGACUGCAUGCGACAUCUCAGCCAUCACCAAGCCUUGGCCAGUGCAAAAAAGGAUUGCGGAGCUGGUAGCCACUGAGUUCUUUGAACAGGGGGAUAAGGAGAGACGCGAGCUGAACAUUGAGCCCAGUGACCUGAUGAAUCGUGAGAAAAGAGAUAAGAUUCCCAGCAUGCAGGUGUCCUUCAUUGAUGCCAUCUGCAUCCAGUUAUAUGAGACCUUGGCUGGCAUGUCGGAGUAUUGUUCCCCGUUGUUGGAAGGAUGUCAGGAAAACCGCAAGAUCUGGAAGCGUUUGGCCGAGGAGUGCGAGAAGGGGACUGUCAACGGCUUGGUGUGAUCCCAACGCCAGUUUAGUUUUUCAGCCAACACAAAUUCCAACACGAGUUCCCCCUGCCCAAACAGGUCUCAUAAAAUGUCAUAAUAUUAACAUGCUAUCUAAAAGGACAAAAUAACAUGCUUUGCGCACAGAGGUGGCCAAAGAAUGUAUGGUGUGGCGAAAAAAAAAUAUGUGGUGAAAAAAACACUUAAUUAGGUUUGUAAAUCACAGUUACAUACAACUUAGGUCUUAUUUUGUUAUGUUUGUCCAUCCUUCUUAUCUGUUAUAAUAAAGUUGUACUCACCAAGAGUAUUACUGAGAUUGGGGAAUGCAGCAGCAGCACUAAACAAGACCAAGAGCCAUGCUAGCAGUCAGGCUUUAUUUAGGCACAGCGGUGAUUGGAGCUGAAUGCUAAUUGAGCUGAAUGCUAAUAUAAGCAUGCUAAAAGGUUCACAAGGAUAAUGUUAGCAUGCUGAUGUGUAGGAUAUAGUGGUGAGGUACUAUAAAAUAUGUUUCCCAUGGUCACCAUCUUAGUCUAGCAUGUUAGCAUGCUAACAUUUUACAGGAGAGCUAAAAAUUAUGGGAUGGGUAUGUAAUUUGUUUUGUGUUUAUUAAUUAACUAAAGUAUUGCUAUAGGAAACUUAAAGGUGGGGUAUGAGAUUCUAAUCCAAUACGUCUGUCUGUCACUGUCUGCUAGCUGUGCGCUGAAAAUAAAUCUGGUGUUUGGACACAGUCCUGGCUCUGUAAGUAGGAAACAAAGAGGCUUGGAGCGCACAACACUACUCCAGCUGUUCCAGCCAUGAUUUAUGUGUCAGUAAUGUUAAAUGACUUACCCACGGACAUUCAGCUGACUUUCUAGUUCACAAAGACAUGCUGUUGUUGUGACGUUAGCAGCAGGAGAGUUGUGAGUAUUGCUGUGUGGAGGUGGUGUGCAGCUCUGGGCUCUCGUCCUCUCUGCAUGUUAGCUUCGCAGCAGCAACUGUAGCCACAGUUUGCCUACCCACAACUAACGUCAGUUACAUUACUUGCCGUGUCGUUUCUAUAUUAUGGUAUUUGUCAUGGUUUUGGAUUCCUCCAAAAUCGCAUACCCCACCUUUAAGGGAUUCAUCCUCUGGGAACCAUCAAUGUCUGUUCAGUCUGGACCAAAGCUCUGGACUGUCUGAAAAUUUCCUAUGGUGCACAUAAGUGGUGCAGUCAGCUAACCUGUUAGCAGACCUGCCUUGUUGUUAGCUAACUUUGAGGCUAACAAAACCCCCAGGCUAAUAUAGUCUGAAAGAGAAAGCAAAGGUGAACAGUAAAAUGAUCAGUCAAAAUGUGUGUUGUCACAGUUUACCAGACUUACUGUACUUGUUGUAGUUUAGUGCACUGAGUGAUUAUUAUCAACAUUUUGAGCUGUGAUCACUUUCAGUUUAAAGGUUAUCUCACUGAACUUUUCAUUUAGAGCAGGUCUAGACCGUACUCUUUGUAAUAUUAUAUUUACAGAGCCCCAACAAUUUCCACCAUGAGCAAGCACUUGGUCACAGUGGCAAGGAAAAACUCCCUUUAACAGGUAGAAACUUCGAGCAGAACCUGGACUCAGGCUGGACGGCCAACUGCCUCCACUGGUUAAGAGAGGACUUUGUUGUGGCAAUGUUCCCAGAUCUCAAUAAUAACUUCAGUGAGUACACAUCUUAACAGAUAGAAAUGACGGCCUAAACUACAGAAAUAAGACCGAAGUUGUCAUAUCUCUAACAGAAAACCUUGAACAAAUUGUCUUAAUUUAAAUGUUAGCUAUCUCCCAUGAGAAACAGGUGAGAAUGACGUGCAAUGUUGUGUUAAUAACACAGAAUCCUUGUUUCAGGUUAUGCUCAUUUCCCUGAACUUUGUGCGACUUGUCUUCCUGUCACCAUUCUUUCAUUGCUUUCACUCACCAGAGAAAGUAACAGUCAGCACUAAGCUAUAUUUAUUACCAUAGCAAUUUUUAUUUUUGCACAAGGUCUCUCUCACAGUUAGUGAAAUUUAGGGGAACACUGAAUGGUAAGAAAUAGAUCCCUGGGGAUCUGCACCAUUACAGUGGAAUACUAUAUACUUAAGAUACUGUCACAAUAAUCUGAUGAGCUUGUUAAAUAUCUCCAUACACAGCACACACACACACACACAAGGGUUUGAGUCUUUUGUAACAUUGUUUUCACUCAUUGUCUACUGCAUAUUUAUUUUUGUUUUAUAUAUUUAUUAGAGUUUCUAUAUUGUAAUGUCAUCCUUUUUUCAAGAGCACACAAUUCUAUAUAAAGAAAACAUAGUUUUCAUACUUCAUCCCAUCUCUGCUUUUUUUAAAAGACCUUUCUUAGUAACAACUCUUUCAGACGACAUUUGGAAAUGUACUGUAUUGUGUUAUUUGGAAUUUUCUUUAGUUUUCAAAAUGUAAAAGAGCCAAAGACUAGGCCUGCAAUUUCAAAUGGGUCUAGAUUUUUCCACUGCCUUGUUGUGAUAAAAUAGGACUAGUUCACAAUUAAAACGGACAAAACAUUUUAGUUGUCCACAUGCUUU
This is a messenger RNA of Micropterus dolomieu (smallmouth bass), 5316 nucleotides long. It is a transcript of the gene pde5ab, whose product is annotated as phosphodiesterase 5A, cGMP-specific, b. NCBI's taxonomy places the organism in Eukaryota, Metazoa, Chordata, Actinopteri, Centrarchiformes, Centrarchidae. Gene Ontology annotation, molecular function: 3',5'-cyclic-GMP phosphodiesterase activity; protein binding. The record is from RefSeq and is a predicted model, not a curated record. Bases 148 to 2811 code for a protein of 887 amino acids. The transcript is spliced from 22 exons. Gene Ontology annotation, biological process: signal transduction.